GAAAAUAUCUAGGAGACGAUUAUUGCAGUCUGCUAGCUGCGUCCCAAUAAAUGGUAAACAACAGUGAAACUCUGACAGCUCAGAUAAAUUUAAUCGCUUUGCAUUCUGUUCAGGUUAUAUAAGCUGAAAUUUAUUCGCUCCCUUCCUUUGAGGGAACCCACUUCAUGUUUAAUUACAUGAAUCUAAGUUGAAUAGAACGUUUGUGCCUGGAAUCAACAAGCUCGUCACUUUGUUUUGUAUAAUUUCUAUCUUUUAAGGGUUUUGUCCAAGCUCAGAUUAUCAAAAACGAUUCCGGGGCACUCAACACUGUGGCAAGAGCUUGAUGCUACAGUCCAGCUUUCUGCCGAAGAAGUCUUCAAAGAGUAGCCUCGGGCACUAGGUAAUGAGAAUUGCAGAGGGAACAGCUCAACUUAAUACAGGAGCCCUGAUUCCCCUAAUUGGGUUGGGGACUGCAACCAGAAAUCUGAAUGAUGAGGAGAUUAAAGCUGCUAUGACUACUGCUCUCCAGGUGGGUUAUAGACACUUUGACACAGCAAGCUAUUACGGUACAGAACAUGCUCUAGGAGAAGCUCUUAAUUCAGCUUUCCGGAGUGGGAUUGUCAACAGAGAAGAUGUUUUUGUUACCUCCAAAUUAGGGAACACUGAACACGAUGACCCAAUUGCUGCAAUCAAGAAUAGUUUGAAGAGUUUACAACUGGAGUAUGUGGAUCUGUACCUUAUCCAUUGGCCUGUCAAGAUGAGAACACGUAUUCUAUUUUCCCAGCCAAAAGAAGAAGACUUCUUGCCAUUAAAUAUAAAGUCCACUUGGCAGGGAAUGGAGCAGUGCAUGGAGACGGGGCUUACCAAAGCCAUUGGGGUCAGUAACUUUUCCUCUAAAAAAAUUGAAGACCUACUGAGCUAUGCCAAGAUCCCUCCUGCUGUUGAUCAGGUGGAGAUGCACCCACUAUGGCAGCAAAAGAAGUUGAGAGAGUGUUGCAGCAAGCAUAACAUUCAUGUGAGUGCAUGGUCUCCUCUGGGAGCUCCAAAUAAUCCAUGGGGUUCUAAUGUGGUGAUAGAUAACCCCCUUAUACAAGAAAUUGCUGAAAAGCAUGGAAAGACUAGAGCUCAGGUUAUUUUAAGGUGGGGGGUAGAGCAGGGAGUGAGUGUGCUGCCCAAGAGCUUCAAUGCAGGCAGAAUUGCUGAAAAUUUUCAAAUCUUUGAUUGGUCAUUGACUCUGGAUGAUCACGACAAGAUUUCCAAGCUUAAACAGGGUAAGAUAUCUACAGGGCAGAAAUUUGUUAAUAGCACAACCAGUCCCUACAAGACCGUUGAAGAAUUAUGGGAUGGGGAGAUUUAAUAGAGCCAUGCUCCUUGGUUUAAUACAGUCACAAGUAAUUGAGACUUUUAUGAAGAUAUUUUAUUGAUCUAUUUACUUAUUCAACUGUGAAUGUUAUUAUUAGCUUUGGGAGAAUUAUAAAAAGGAAAUAGGUUUACUGGGUACAACAAAGGUUUCUAUUAGUGCAAAUGUUUACAAGGAGAGAUCAGAAUGAUACAAUCUGUCAUUUUGGAGCUCAAAAAAGUAGAAAUCUAAAAUGGAGUUUGUAAGAAAUUGUGACAAGGUUUCAUUGCAUUCUACAAAACAGUUAAAUCUAUUAAAAUUAUCAAUGAAUAUUUGAGAAGCUUUUGAUGUUGAUUUAA
Messenger RNA from Cryptomeria japonica (Japanese cedar), 1677 nucleotides. RefSeq names its product NADPH-dependent aldo-keto reductase, chloroplastic. The transcript has 6 exons. The record is from RefSeq and is a predicted model, not a curated record. Gene Ontology annotation, cellular component: cytosol. Gene Ontology annotation, molecular function: aldose reductase (NADPH) activity. NCBI's taxonomy places the organism in Eukaryota, Viridiplantae, Streptophyta, Pinopsida, Cupressales, Cupressaceae. Bases 383 to 1336 code for a protein of 317 amino acids.